Messenger RNA from Carassius carassius (crucian carp), 1326 nucleotides. It is a transcript of the gene gpa33a, whose product is annotated as glycoprotein A33 (transmembrane), paralog a. The transcript is spliced from 5 exons. Gene Ontology annotation, cellular component: plasma membrane. The annotation marks the transcript as partial. The record is from RefSeq and is a predicted model, not a curated record. NCBI's taxonomy places the organism in Eukaryota, Metazoa, Chordata, Actinopteri, Cypriniformes, Cyprinidae.
UUUGUGACUGAUUGUACUGUUUUUAUCCAGAUUAGCGUCGUUGCUUAUUUCUCUACUGGGAAAAUUACGAUAUACACUAAAUAUAAAGGCCGGGCAAACAUAGUGGUGGAUAUGGUGAAAGGAACAGCCAACCUGGAGCUCCAGAGCGUCACCAGUGCAGACACACGGGACUAUGAAUGCAAAGUUCAGGAUCCGGAAGAUGAAGAGGGCCGUUUGUCUGACAAGACCAAUCUCAUGGUCCUGGUGGCUCCAUCAAAACCCAUCUGCACUGUUGUCGGGAAGACAGAAUACUUCGAGAACAUCCAACUGAAAUGCCACUCUGAGGAGGGAAUGCCGUCACCAGUCUACAAAUGGGAAAGCUACAAUGUCAAUAACGUCCUUCGACCGCUGCCGCUCAAGGCCACUGACCAAAUCGGGGUUUUGUCACUUUUAAAUAUUUCCAUGGACACAUCUGGCUACUACAUCUGCACGUCCACCAACGAAAUCAAAUCUGCGAUGUGUAAUGUGACCCUGCGCGUCAAUCCACCGUCCAUGAACAUUGCUUCCACGGCGGGGAUCAUCGGGGCCGUUGUGGCCGUGGCUCUUGUUGUGGGAAUCAUCAUCUGCUGCUGCUGCUACUGCCGUCGCCGGAGGGAAAAGGCUGAGGAAUUUGCAAUGGUGAAGCCUGAAGGAGGAGAGUACACAGAUGAAGACCAUGAAAGGAAAGAGGACGACCGCGACGAAUACGUGAACUACGAGGAAGAGCGUCGACUGAAAAGUGCAGACCGACGUGAUCUACCUGAUGACCGCAGCGAGAGGAGCUACGAUCGCCGCAGCGACUACACCGAUCGAAAAGAUCAGAACACCGACAGACGAGACGAUCGCAGUGACCGCUCUGAAAGGUACGACAGAGACGACCGCCGUGACCGCUACAACGACGGCAGAGAACGCUACGAUGAUCGCAGAGACCGCUAUGAUGCCCGUGGCGACCGCUACGACGACCGCAGAGACCGUAUUGAUGAUCGCAGAGACCGCUAUGAUGACCGCUACGACAGCGACCGUUACUCCGACCGCAACGACAGUCGCGACAGACCGCCCAGCGUUCCACCGAAUAAACCCAAAGAACCGAAGUAUUGAGUUCAGCUGAUGCGGAGUCGAUCCUCAGAAAUAUACAGAAACAAGAGAAAAUGGAUAAAUAAUCCACUUUAACAAUUGUUUUUCAGUACCUAAUAUGCUGAAUAUGAGAUUUGACAGAAUAAGGGCAUGUUCACACUUGGCGUCUUUUUUGACAAGAAAAAGUUGACGAGCACUUUUUAGUAAAAUAAAAAGCUGGCUGUGUAUUGGUUA